CUGUCUGUUUUCUCCGUCGCCGCGUUCUCCGACGUUCUUUCUCACUUUCGACUCUCAAUCCGGCUUCCCUGGUUUGACGGUAGUAUCCUUCACUCCAGUAUCUCCCUCCCCUUACCUACUGCCUCUCUCCGCUGGCCAUUGCAUCAACGAUGGAUUUGGACUCUGAACAAGCCACCGAUUCCCAAGCUCCGAUUCCAAACUCGCUACCACACGACUCGUCGAACUAUCAUUAAUAGCCUCAGCAUAUAUGUGGAUAGCAUGGAUCGCAUGAGACAUAGUUAAGGAACAAAUGGCUUUUAUUGCCAUUUGGAGAAAGGGUCUCCUUAAAAGAUGCUUGUACUAGCUAGGGUUUCUCACAACAACAACAAUAAUGAUGAUGAUGAGGAGGAGGUAUGAAACAAAGAUCUCUACCACCACUUGGAAUUGUAAUUUUGACGUUUGCAUUUGUUGGUAUUUGUUAGAGGUUUCAUAAAAAAAAAGAAGGGCUAUCUAACCAAUUGAUGAUUGUCAACCCCUUUUCAUCUACCCUUCAUAGUUCAUAUGUGUAUUCACUACUUCAC
Linum tenue is the source of this 560-nucleotide messenger RNA. The record is from the annotation of a GenBank genome assembly. Lineage: Eukaryota; Viridiplantae; Streptophyta; Magnoliopsida; Malpighiales; Linaceae.